UUGUCAGAAGUUGAUCAUCUUCUUCCCAACUACUCCGAAGAUUCCAAACGAUUCGAGGAAAGUUGCAGCGCAAAGUGAGGUAUUAGUCUAUUCAGUACAUAACGUUCCCGAAUUGUAGCGCGUCUCUUUUUAAGCCUAGUGUUGUCUUUAAACAGAAGAAUAUUGGUCAGUUACAUAGGCGUGGAAUUUAGAGGGGGCCGAAAAGGUUUUUUUACCUUUAGCUGGCAACGUAGCGUCUUUAUGUGUUGUUGGUAUGGAGUGAGGUUGCCCUCUGGCUGCAAUUUCUCAGUCCACUCUUCUGAAUUUUCCGAACCUGAAAAGGUAAUAUUAAUCAGAGAACACAUUGAUUAUCUCUGCAGUCUCCACAACAGCCAAGCCAAUACAGAGAUGAAGAUUGCCGGAGUUUUGCUUAUUAUUAGCCUGGCUCUGUGUGCCAUGGAAUGCAGUGUGUCAGGUAUUUAAAUUCCUUGUUGCCUAUAGGAAUUUCUUCAGCUCAUCUGAUCAAGUUACCAAGGGUACAGAUACAAUGUUAAACAUAGUACAAGUCUUUUUGCGACGAGUUAACUGAAUGGUUACAGUGCUGGACACCUGAUCGAGAGGUCCGUGUUCGAGUGCUGGUCGAGGUUAUUGUGUUGUGUUAUUUGGUCGGACAAUUUAAUCUUUCAGUGCCUCCCUCAGUGCAGGAGUAUAAAUACGGAACAGCAGACUAUCAGGGAAACCUGACGGAGUACUAAAUGGGGGCGGGAGUACCCUGUAAUGGACUCAAAUUCAAUCCAGGGGAAGGAAGCAAUACCCUUAGUCGUUUCAAGAAAAAAGAGUUGAGAUGUGCCGAUUUGAGCUAUACCUUUGUCGCGUACUCACUUUGCCUCACCCGUCUAAAUAAAUAUGUCUUACCAUGUCUAACAUUGUGAGCAUCAUGUCCGUAGAUCAGUUGCUCUGUUACCAAGCAGCCUUUACAUGGCCGAACAGUUACGCAGUAGAAACCGGCGAACCGUAGACGGCGGUAGCUUUGAAGAUGCAAAGUUGCUAAAUUCAUAACUUUCUUGCAGCUUUUCGCCUCAAGGAAAAGGAUUUUCCAAGAAAAAUUCAAAACGAUGGAUCAUUCUCUUACGGUAAGUCUAACAAAAUUAUACUUCCCCUUCGUCUUGAGGUUCUUUCUAGAAAGACACUUCGCUAUCACAGUCCCUCCUACCACCCAAGAUUAUAAAAUGGUUACCGUCGAACUUCUUUAGGAAAACUUAAUUAUAUAUAAGAUAUGGAGGGGGUAACCUGCAAUAAAUUUGCAUCCCAUCCAGGAGUGAAUAGCAAUACUUCCACCCUUUCACUAUGCUGACACUGGUUUGGGUCACUUAACUCGAGCUCGUGCACAGACUUUGUAAAAAAAUACACCAGACUAAGUAGCUAUAACUACAUAGUUUGCUCUGACUCUUACAUUGCCAAACCGCAUCUACAUGGCCGAACAGUUAAAAGAUACUGAGAAACAAGCGAUGUUUGUUAAAUUCUGCAAAAACUCAAAACGAUGGAUCGUCCACAACUUCAUGUAAGUCGACGAACGAAAAUUCGAGAAAGAUACUCAAGGGACCUCUACUAGAAUUACAUAGUAAUUGUUAUCUAUGAAUCACAAAUGUUAACUUCGUCAAUGAUUUAUGGAAAUGAGCAGGACAGGAUGAUUUUUGUGAUCUUUUCUGAAUCGAGUUGACGAAAAUUCUCAAUACAAGCAUGAUACGUCGCAGAAGAGAUCUAGGAGACUUAAAUGUAAUUAUCCAUUAGUGUAUUGUGUUAAAAAAAAAAAAACUAAUGUGGUUGCUAAAACUCCUAACAAAACACUUUUAAAGAUGAAUGGUGCAAUGUUACUUGGAAAGAUCGCAAUGACUAAGCAGACUUCGCUUGCUCAAGAUCAGUUAUCCUUAAUAAAAAUCCUCAGCAAGACUUCUUGGUAAAAAUAUACUUGCCAAAAAUCUCUCAGAGACGCUAAAUGCCAAAUACUUUUCUACUAAGAUACACCUACAUCAAUGUGGUUAGCUUAACGAUCAGUUGUAAGUACCAACCGUGACAAAGUCAACUGUAGCAACACUUUAAAAUCUUGAACGAGGGUCUCGGCUCAUUAGUCUCCAAAGUAAAUGUCUGAUUUUUUUUUCUUUCUUUCAGAUGUCCAUAAUGAGCCUGAGGAAGACCCCGGAAAACUGGAAAACAUCGGACAAGCUGUUGGUAAGUUUGGCCGAGAUUUUUCUCUUUGACAUCAUUUCAUUAUCGUUAUUAUUACCAUUAUCAUCAUCAUUAUCAUCACAUCAGCAGCAGCAGCAGCGUUGAAAUCGUCAUCCAUCAUCGUUAUAGUUUUUGCUUUAUUUAUGUCUUUUUUGAAUACCACACGUGUGUUUUAUACCUGUUUGCAGAUUCGAAAGCUUGACUAAAGAAAAAAUUGGAGUUUUCAGAUCAUUUUUCUUAUGUUUUUCAACAUUACAGACAUUUUCAAAUGCCGUGGACCUGCGAGUUUGUCCAAAUUCAAACACAAUUUUGCAUCUAACUUGUCAGUUUUUGAUGUGCAUGUAUAGUGCAAUUUGAGCUAAAAAAAAAAAACCUGAAAAGCACUUCACAAUGGGCUAGCGCGCUAUAAUUAGACUUAAUAAUUAAUAAUUUACAUUUAUAUAGCGCAAACCUCUAUAUGAAUAUAUUCGGUUGCGCUUUACAAUAUUGUUAUAUUAAAUUUAUGUUAAAGGUGACUAAAGCAUGAGCAACUAUUAAAAACUACAAUAAAAAGUAUUAAAAACUAUAAAUAAAAAUAAAUAAAUAAAUAAUGAUAAUAAUUAAAAAAAAAAAAAAAAAAAAAAAAAAAAAAAAAAAAAAAAAAAAAAAAAAAAAAAAAAAAACUAUUAUAAAAGCCAACAAUUAAAUCUAUUUAAAAGCUAAAUUGAAAAAAUGAGUUUUAACAGCAGUCUUAAAAGUGUCCAAUGUCUUCAUGUUGCGAAUUUCCGAAGGUAAUGCAUUCCAGAGAUAAGGUGCAGCUGACUGGAAUGCACGAUCGCCAAGAGUUGGAUGGGUCUUAAUGCAUGGUAACUCGAGGAAUAUAGACUCAUUUGACCUUAGAGAGUACUUGGAUUGCUUUUUGGUAGUAAUGAAAUCAAUUAGAUAAUUAGGAGCUUGACCAUAUAAGCACUUAAAUGUCAAAAGUAGAAUCUUAAACUUUAUACGGUAACUUAUUGGAAGCCAAUGAAGGUGGAAAAGCAAUGGUGUAACAUGGCAGAAUCUAGGUGUUCCGGUGACCAACCGAGCCGCGGCAUUCUGUAUCCGUUGGAGUUUCAUGAUAUGUGAAUUCGGGAGGCCAUAUAGUAGACUGUUACAAUAAUCUAUUCUACUGGUGAUAAAAGCAUGAACUAAUGAUUCGGUGACUGAACGACUUAAAUAUUUCCUAAUUCUACGCAUGUUAUAAAGAUAAUUGAAAGCGGAUGAGCAAGUUUUGUUGAUAUGACUUAGCAUACUCAUUUUAGAAUCAAACCAAGCUCCUAGGUUUCGAACUUCAGAAGAUGGAGCAAUUUGGGAGUCCCCAACCGAUAAGGUACUAAUGUUACUGACUUUCUGAAGUUGUUGUCGUGUUCCAAUCAGAAGACAUUCUGUCUUAUCGGAAUUCAGUUUUAACUUAUCCGAAUGCAUCCAUCUACUGAUAUCAACAAUACAUGAUUCCAUGGCAGUUAUAGCAGCGGUCUCCUCCAAAUCAUUUCCUGAUCUAAACGCGAUGUACAGUUGCGUGUCAUCUGCAUAACAAUGGGAAUUAGGAAGAUGUGAUUCGACGAUCUUAAAAAGUUUACUAGCAUAGAGGGAAAACAAUAAUGGCCCGGGACAGCUGCCUUGUGGAACUCCAAAUUUAAGAUUAAAAUUACUCGAUAGAACUCCGUCUAUAUAGAUGCGCUGGGUUCUGUUAGAAAGGUACGAUUCAAUCCAAUUAAGUGCAGAGCCUGAAAUUCCAAAAUCAAACUGAAGGCGAUCUAAGAGAAUCCUAUGGUCCACGGUAUCAAACGCGGCGCUUAAAUCAAGAAGCACUAACAACGUGACCUUCUGAUUUUCCAUGUUCAUCAGAAUGUCAUUCUUGACUUUAAGCAGGGCAGUUAACUCAUAAGGUUCUUCAUCCUCGAUUAUGGCUCCAGAGUAGUCUAUAAAAUUAGCUCGAACUCUUUUAACCAUUUGCAACUCGAAUAAUUUUUCAAUUUAAGACAGUUGUAAGUACCAACCGUGACAAAGUCAACUGUAGCAACACUUUAAAAUCUUGAACGAGGGUCUCGGCUCAUUAGUCUCCAAAGUAAAUGUCUGAUUUUUUUUUUCUUUCAGAUGUCCAUAAUAAGCCUGAGGAAGACCCCGGAAUACUGGAAAACAUCGAACAAGCUGUUGGUAAGUUUGGCCGAGAUUUUUCUCUUUGACAUCAUGUCAUUAUCAUUAUUAUUACCAUUAUCAUCAUCAUUUAUCAUCACAUCAGCAGCAGCAGCAGCAGCAGCGUUGAAAUCGUCAUCCAUCAUCCUUAUAGUUUUUGCUUUAUUUAUUUCUUUAUUGAAUAUCACACGUGUGUUUUAUACCUGUUUGCAGAUUCGAAAGCUUGACUAAAGAAAAGAUCAUUUUUCUUAUGUUUUUCAACAUUACAGGCAUUUUCAAAUGCCGUGGACCUGCGACUUGGUCCAAAUUCAAACACAAUUUUGCAUCUAACUUGUCAGUUUUUGAUGGGCAUGUAUAGUGCAAUUUGAGCUAAAAAAAUAACCUGAAAAGCACUUCACAAUGGGCUAGCGCGCGCUAUAUUAGACUUAACUCAUAAGGUUCUUCAUCCUCGAUUAUGGCUCCAGAGUAGUAUAUAAAAUUAGCUCGAACUCUUUUAACCAUUUGCAACUCGAAUAAUUUUUCAAUUUAAGACAGAAGUCUUUACAUAUAGAAUAGUUUUCCCACUGUUGUUUGUCAAUGUGGAGUUCGCAUGUGAUGUCACGCACGGCUUCCUGCUUUAUGUCACGCUAGUGAUGUCAUGCUUUGCUUUGCGCAUGAUGUCACGUAUCUUAUCAAGGUUGUUAACGGCAGGGAACUUCAUGCUAGAAAUGAGUCCAUUAGAACGAACGAGUUUGUCUUUCAAUGAUGUAAACAGUUUUAACUCGUUUUUAGAUCCCUGCGGAGACGUUUGGACGAAGUUUGAAGAGUACUGUUAUCAUGUGAGCGGUGAAACAUUUACUGAGCAACAGGCUGAACAGUACUGUGACCAAAAGAUGGACGCAAAUUUGGCAAAGAUCAACAGCCAGGAAGAAAACAACUUUGUCUUGGACCUCGCGCAUAAGCAUGCUCCAUCGGCGAAAAAGGUCUGGAUUGGACUGAAGUGGGAAAAUGGUCCCAAAGAUUACUACUGGUAUGAUCACUCCUUCCCAACCUUCAAAAAUUGGGCCCCUGAUGAACCAAAUGGAAAAGCCAAUGAGCCAUGCGCUGAAUUGUAUGUCGGACAAUACCAGCUGCUACCCCAAAGGGGGGCCGGUUAUUGGAAUGAUGCGCCCUGUGGAGGGAAAAUUCCUGCAGUUUGCAAGAGGCUCUACUAG
This is a messenger RNA of Porites lobata, 5552 nucleotides long. Lineage: Eukaryota; Metazoa; Cnidaria; Anthozoa; Scleractinia; Poritidae. The record is from the annotation of a GenBank genome assembly.